GUCAUCCCUUAUCACACUAUUUUGCCUCCGUCUGCACCGUAUUAUUACGCUGUGCCUAGCUGGGAUCUCCUCGCACCGCACCGCAACGCUGCCCAGCACACUCGGAUUCGUGGUCUCGACUCUCCGGUGACGGUGAUGCCUGCGCAACGUGACACCGGCGAUGCACCCACCCACAGAAUACCGGCUGUACCUGUACGGCCCUCGUGGACGUCCCGCCGUGGCACAAGAACACCGCAACCAGCUUUUCUCGCUUCACUCCAAGGCCGACGUGGCGCAGAGUCCGGCCAAGGUUGUUCGAGACUGCAAUACCGGUAACUGUAUCUAUGUUCCGGGAGCAUGGCAUGGGUCGAGGAUGACCGAUAUUAGACUACGGCAUCCUACCACCAAACGUCGAUCUAAUUUGAGCCGUGCAUCCGCGCAAGAUCGCACAAACCCUAUUCUUCCGGAUGACGGGACUUGUGCCCUACGAUAGAGUUGAUACAUAGACAGGUGCUUCUUCUCCUCGCACCACCUCACUACCCACGUGGCUCUGUGAGACUUGGAAGCUUCGCCAUGCGCAUUCAGGAGUCACUCCUAAUACUGCUCCCCAUUUCAGCAGCCGCAGCGACUUUCCAAGUCGCCGACACCUCUGCCUCCGACACACUCGCUGCUAUAGCGUUGCGGAAUGUAGCAGCACAGCACUCAAAACGACAGAACCGGCAUGCGCCCGAACCUGACUCCUCACAACCACCACCAUCAUGCACCUUUGAAACAGCAUCAAUACGGCGGGAAUGGGAGACAUUAUGUCGCGACGAGAAGAAAGCAUACAUAAAAGCAGUCAAAUGCCUACUAGAAAAGCCGUCCAUCAGCGGCCACCUGGUCCCCGGCGCGAGGAGUCGCUACGACGACUUCCUCGCCACCCACAUCAACCAAACCCUCACAAUCCACGGCACCGGUAACUUCCUCUCCUGGCACCGCUACUUCACCUGGACCUACGAACAAGCGCUCCGCAACGAAUGCGCCUACCAAGGUCCCUUCCCCUACCUCAACUGGCCCAAAUACGCCCUCGACCUCCUCAACGCGCCCCCCUUCGACGGCUCCGAAACCUCCUUAUCCGGAAACGGCCAGUUCGACCCCCAAAACAACGGCACCUGGGUCCCCAACGACCAACAACGAAACAUCAAAAUCCCCCCCGGCGGCGGCGGCGGCUGCGUGACGACCGGUCCCUUCGCAAACAUCACCGUCCGUCUCGGCCCCGUCUCCCCUUCCCUAAGCUACGCCACCCCCAACCCCCAAAAAGACGGCCUAGGCUACAACCCCCGCUGUCUCCGCCGCGACAUGUCCGCCUACGCCGUGGAAAAAUGGGCCAACGACGCCCAAAUCUCCGCAUUAAUCACCAACUGCACCUCCCUCCUCACCUUCCAAAACACCCUCCAAGGCAACUUCCCCUCGGGCUUCCUCGGCGCCCACACCGCCGGCCACUUCCUAGUCGGCGGCGAUCCCGGCGGCGAUCUGUUCGCUUCGGCGGGCGAUCCGUAUUUCUGGCUGCAACACGCCCAAAUCGACCGCGUCUGGUGGAUCUGGCAGAAUCAGAAAGCCGAUCGGGAGAGGAUGGAGAUCAUCGCGGGACAGACGGUGUUCGGGGUUGCGAAUUCUUCGUUGACGACGCUGGACGAUGUCAUUGACUUGGGGGUGAAUGGGAAGGGGAUCAAGAUUCGGGAGGCGGUGGAUACGUUGAAGGGACCGUUUUGUUAUGUUUAUGAGUGAAUAAGACAGAGAGAAGGGAGAGGGGUUGGAGGGCAUAGGGUGGGAGUUGUUUGAGCUUUUGGGUGGGAGUGGAGGUGGAUAGAUGCAUCAUCCCCCCCCUCCCCCCUCCAUCCUCCCGUGAUCGGGUUCCUAGGACGAUCAUGAUUAUUGCAUGUGGUGGAAGUAGUAAGUAAGUGACUUGGGGUUCAGUCAACGGCUGGGCGCUGGCUGGCUGGCUCUGCUAGAAGAAGUCGCGGCAACGACAGAAGCAUCUGUAUAAUAAUCAGUAACGGUGUGAAAUGCAUGCCUGCAUACUUUGAAAAAAGUUUUCGUUC
This is a messenger RNA of Pseudocercospora fijiensis CIRAD86, 2060 nucleotides long. RefSeq lists its product as uncharacterized. The transcript has a single exon. The record is from RefSeq and is a predicted model, not a curated record. The coding region runs from base 553 to 1746 and encodes 397 amino acids. Gene Ontology annotation, molecular function: oxidoreductase activity. NCBI's taxonomy places the organism in Eukaryota, Fungi, Ascomycota, Dothideomycetes, Mycosphaerellales, Mycosphaerellaceae.